This is a messenger RNA of Anisakis simplex (herring worm), 231 nucleotides long. Lineage: Eukaryota; Metazoa; Nematoda; Chromadorea; Rhabditida; Anisakidae. The record is from the annotation of a GenBank genome assembly.
AUGAAGAAUCGAACGACUGCUGGCAGAUUCACCGAUGACAAUGAAGUGAAAACGAAUCAUACUCGAUGUUUAUGUCUUUAUGGUUUGAUCUAUGAAACAGAACAAUCAGUGGGCGUUGCCGAGAAUAAUAUGAAAGCAGUGGGCGUUGACGAGAAUAAUAUGAAAGCAGUGGGCGUUGCCGAGAAUAUCAUGAAAGCAGUGGGCGUUACAACAAUACACAAUGGAAGCUGA